CGGAGGCCCGACGAUCGUGGCAGCCUACCCAACUGAUCCUCAUUCUCACGUACAAUUUCCCUAGGCCCUUCUUCUUGUUUGGCGUUUGUGGUUUCGCAGGUAUCUGUACUCGCGCCUCCUCUGCUUACCCUCACCUGUCUCGCGACCGUCCGCUGGUCCCCUACCUCUCGCUGGCCAAUUGCCCCGCGAUCCUCUCACGCGCGCCCAUCAUAAAGCACACCCACGCGAUUAUAUCAAUACAGGCAGUAGCCCAGACGCCACCAAAAAUACCGCCAAGAUGAUGAAAAUAUGGUCUAUGAAGAAGCAGCAGCAGCAGGACGAGGCAGCCGCUGCAGCCUCGAGCAAGAAGAAGAAGGUCACCCCAGCCCAGUUACGCACACAGAAAGAUCUCGAAGAGCUAUCCCUUGGUACAACAAUGAAGACGCACUUCCCUAACCCCGACGAUAUCCUUAAUUUCGAGCUCACGAUCGACCCCGACGAGGGCAUGUACAAGGGCGGACGCUUCAGGUUCGACUUCAAGAUCAACCAGAACUUCCCUCACGACCCGCCAAAAGUCAAGUGCACACAGAAGAUUUACCACCCGAACAUCGACCUUGAGGGAAACGUCUGCUUGAACAUUCUGCGAGAAGACUGGAAGCCGGUGUUGAACUUGAAUGCGGUUGUUGUUGGGUUACAGUUUCUGUUCCUUGAGCCAAACGCGUCGGACCCCCUGAACAAGGAGGCUGCGGAGGAUCUCAAGCAGAACCGAGAGGGCUUCAAGCGCAAUGUGCGCGCAUCGCUCGGCGGUGGAACGGUCAAGGGACAGAGCUUUGAUCGCGUGCUCAAAUGAGCAGUAUGGUAUAUGGCUGGAGCAACACGAAGCUCUUCUGCAGCAAUACCCCCAAGCGCCAGUUGGAGGACGGGUACAUCACGACGGAACGAUACCGAGCCAAGGGCUCGAUGCAGGAUGUGGACU
Molecule: messenger RNA, 955 nt
Organism: Alternaria alternata
Lineage: Eukaryota; Fungi; Ascomycota; Dothideomycetes; Pleosporales; Pleosporaceae
Exons: 3
Coding region: 278-829 (183 amino acids)
Source: RefSeq, a predicted model, not a curated record